CAGUUAAGUGGCUGUGAGCCUUCAGAGCCGCAGCAGUAUAAAGGCAGAGCUGAACAUGUGACUGUGAGCGAGAGACAAAGGUGGAGACAUAUCUACUACAGACAGAGAGGAAGCUCAUCAUAUCCAGGAGGGCUUCUCAUUCUCGUCUGGAGAUGCUUCAUAUAUCAUGAGAUUCUUUCUAUAAGGGAGUAAUUGUGAGUUGCUUGGAGAGUUUUUCACCUGUCAGGAGGAUCAACUGUUGCUGCAGCCAGAGCUCAGUCAGAGACAAGCGUGUGUAUGUGUGUGUGUGUGUGUGUGUGUGUGUGUGUGUGAGUGCGUAAUUAUGGAUGUGUGCGAACGACACUCGGACAUGCACACAGCCGGUGAUGUGCAAUUAUCAUGGAAGAUAUACUGUUGUUGAUGCCUCGGAUACACCUUCAUCUGUCCUGAUGUGGAGAACCGGCUCUCUCUCACACUGAAUACUCUUUAUUCUUCACAUUAAGGACCUUUUUUGUGUAACUCACAGGCGUUUUGAUACAGUGACCUUGCCCGAUUUUGACAUCCAUCAUGCUGAUGAUGAUGAAGAACAGCGUAAUGGAUGCGCAUCAGGUUGAUAUCGAUCCGGAAUUUGAGCCUCACAGUCGGUCUCGGUCGUGCUCUGCUUGGCCGCUACUGGAGGAUUUCCCCGCCGGUGGAGAGGACGCAAACCUGGGUCUGGUUUCAGUCAAAGUGGAGAACGAGCAGUACAACGUGCCGGCGUCGUGCCAGCGUGCCGGGAAGAAAGGCGGCGCGCCGGCGGAGCUCCAGCACCCGACCGGAGCUCCGGUUCCCGGGGCGUCUGCGCUGGAUGCGGCCGGGCAGCUGCGCAAAGCCAAGUCCUCCCGGAGGAACGCGUGGGGGAACCUGUCUUACGCGGACCUGAUCACCCGGGCCAUCGAGAGCACCCCGGACAAGAGGCUCACCCUGUCCCAGGUCUACGACUGGAUGGUGCGCUUUGUUCCCUAUUUCAAGGAUAAAGGAGACAGCAACAGUUCAGCCGGAUGGAAGGAUAAAGGCGACUGCAAAAGUUCAGCCACAUGGAAGAAUUCAAUCAGACACAACCUCUCCCUGCACAGUCGCUUCAUCCGGGUCCAGAACGAAGGCACAGGGAAGAGUUCGUGGUGGAUGCUGAACCCAGAAGGCGGUAAAAUGGGGAAAGGACCGAGAAGACGGGCGGCGUCUAUCGACAACGGCCCCCGGUUUCUGAAGACGAAGGGCCGCGCGGGCCGUAAGAAGGCCGGCAUCGGACGGGGACAAGGAGCUGGACCCACGAUGCAAGGAUCCCCGGAGCACGGCAGUCCGGCAGGGAAAGGCGGUGUGGGCAUGGGGGGCGAGGAGUACGACACCUGGACGGACCUCCAUUCCCGCACCUCGUCUUCUGCAUCGACUCUGAGCGGCUGCCUGUCUCCCAUCCUGGCCGAGGCAGAGGCGGACGAACCUGAAGAAGGUGGACUGACCUGUUCCGCGUCCCCUCGAUUGUACCCCAGCCCAACAAGCACCCGAUCUCCAGCUUUGGGCACCGGGGGCCACUGCCCGAAUGUGGAGUUACCCCAACUGACGGACCUGACGGGAGCUAUCAGUCUAGACGAGAGCGGCUACCCCCAGUCACAGCAAAUCAAAUGCAACGGAUACCCAUUCGCGCCCAAAGCAGAGGGCUCCUUCUGCGCACCCAUGUAUGGACAGCCUUCCAUGGGAAUGCUGCGGCACCACACCCCCAUGGAGACCAUCCAGGAGAUCAAGCCAGUCAAUUUCCAGCGCCCGAUGAGGGGCUACUCGGAGAACAACGCCCUGCAGAGUCUGUUGACCGGAGGUCCUUCGUACUGCAGCAAAGACACAGUGCUGGGCCGGGAAACUCACUCCCUGAUGACGCAAGGGACCAACGGCGUGCACAAUCAGAGUCGAAGCCACAAUCACAGCCAAGAGCACAUUCUCAAUCCCAGUCUACAUAGUGGCUCGGGCCAUGACCAGAACACAACCCACCGUCAGAACCACAAUCAGGGUCACAAACACCAAGCCAGUCUCGACUACAGCCACAAGCCGCACCCGGCACACGACUACGGUCCCAGUCACGAGCACGGACACAACAAAGUAAACGAUCACAACCCUCGAUCCAGUCAGAGUCACAUGCACAACCCUCAGAAUCCUAUGCACCCGCAGGCCCUCUCCCCACGGGUCAGCACAGACAUCCUGCAGCCCUACAUCCUCAAGACCUCCAGUCUCUACGCUCCCCGACCACACCUCCCAACAUCGCCAUCUUUGCCGCCAAACCCCGCUGGAGUCAUGGACGUUCCCCAGGACCCCUGCCGCCUAGCAUCCGCUCCUCACCCCCGUCACCAGCCUUACCCCGGAGCUCACCUUCAGGGUAUGACCGACUCGUGGCACGGAUACUACCAUCACCACCAUCCGGGGUACCAUCAGCACAACUCCCACGCUAGAAUGGCCGCAAACCUGGAGAUGGAGAAUGUUGCGAAUAGUCUGGACUGUGACGUAGACUCCAUCCUGCUCAAUGACUUCAUGGACUCGGCACAGAGCAUGGAGUUCAACUUUGACGGCUCUCUGUCCCAAGGCAUGGGCAUGGGGAUGGGGAUGAGUUUGGGGGCGUUUGCAUGCCCUCCACCAGCACACAGCAACCAGAGCUGGGUGCCAGGGUGAACCCAUGCCCGAGGGUUGUUUUUUGGAUAGACACAUGACCAGAAAGCCUGGAUACUGGUGGGCUGUACCCUUGGACUGUGAUUUCUCUGAGACUGUAAAACUAAAUAUGUCAUUUUGUUUUCCCGGGGACUCUGGACCCCCUUCCCUCCCACUCUGUUUAUAAAGUCUACAUAUUGAACCUGCCCCCAAUGCACCCAGUCCUAAAACCUUCCCAUUUCUUAAUUCCCUUUAGUUUUUGUUGUGUUUUUUUUUUAAUGGUUUCCGCCCAAUUUCCUCCGGCCUGCCUGUCCACUUUUAUCGAUUUUCCAACCCAUUUGAGAUUCAAUCACGCCCACUUCCGCAUUUCCGUUGCUCCGGGCGACUGCGUCAUGGAUGUAUAAAGAGAACGUCCCCAUGAUAACAAUGCUGAAGUAAUAUCAACUUUACUGGCUUGGGAAAAAAACAAUAUUGGUCAUUUAUCAGUCAGUUUUUUUACAUUUUUACAGCGUUUUUAGGCAAACGGAAUAUAUUUGAUCCUUUGAGAGUGUUGGAAAUAUACUCAAAUUAGUAUGUAUCAAACAACAAAAAGACAAACUAUGAGGCUACAUUGUUUGCUAGUUUAAUUGUCUUAAAUCCAGGGUCAAUUGAUAUUAAAAGAUCCACUCAUAUUUAAUCAGCUAUGCAUAACUGUGAUUUUCUUUCAUAUCUGCUUCAGUGGGCGUGGUUAUAUCUCGACUGGGUUUGAAAAACAAUAGACGCUGCCUGUCCUAAGCUCUCAAGCACUUUACAUCAAUCCCUUUCUCCGUACAGAUGCAGUAACACAAAGUCACGUUGUGUGUUGGAUUAUGUUUAAUGUAUGCAAUCCACUUUACAGUAUUAUCUCCCACUACAAAGGAGGUGUUGUUUUUGACUCAAGUACAUGAUCAAACAGCUGCAUAAAUAUCUUUCAAUGUAGAGGUGCUCUCAGAUUAGGGGUUAAAGGCUUUGAGGUUUAGGGAUAAAGAAAAAAGGAGAUUUUUUUUGAAGAAGAGGGAACUAAAGGGAAGACGGUGAGGAAGGGAGCUCCACUGACUUCUUCCAGAGGACAGUCAUACAUCAACACAACAUGCAACCAUCAACACCGCUGCAAUGAAACACAACGUCCCUUCUUUAAUCUCCAAAGUAAUGCCAGAGCGAUGCAUCACUAUUGCAAAUCUAAUGCGCUAGUUUGUGUUUUUCCAACCCUCCUCCACCCUCCCCUCUCUCACUCUUCAACUCCGGACACACCGGCUUAAUGUGUUUUGGCGAAAGUGAUGAUUAAAGUCACUCUGCACUAAAUGGGGGAGGGAUUGCAAAAGGGGGGUUGGUGGAGGGGGAGAUGCAAAUAUUCCCUCUGUGCCUCUUCCUCUCCAUUUUGUGGAUUUAUGUAGCUUUCCCCGUAAUGAAAUAAGCAACGAUCAGAGCCUGCUGUACAUCCUGAGCCGCUCUCUGAUUGGCCGACUCCUCAGCUCCUUUAACGGCUGACCCCAGAACAGCUUUCGGUCAGAACAGGAUGUUGAUGGAGCUGCCGUCCUCAGACCCCGGUCAACCUCGUCUAAUUCACUAACACCCAGGUUCAAAGCCCUGCUCGGUGCUUUUUUCACUCCUCGGCAUCAGCAGAUUACUAUUUGGUGCUAUCUCCUCUUCCCAGGCUCCCCUCCUAUCGCACCGCCCCAUCCUGGAGGUUACUCGGAGGGUAAACAAGAGUAAUUAACCGCCAAACAAGACGGAUGAUUUAUGCAAGUGUGUGUAUUCGCUCAUAGGUACAAAGUCAUAAUUCUUAAUCCAAGAACAAGGAGGGCGAUUUUGUUGAGAGGUGAUGCCCAGCAACAAGGUAAAGCUGAAAAAACUGAAACGUUGACUUUAAUUAAAUGUAGUUUGUCAACAGAUUUCACUUAACUGUAUGAGGUUAAUUGAAAGCAUAAUAUUAGGUUGAAGUUAAUAUUUUCUAUUAUAAAUAAAUAAAGCUUUAUUUAUACAGCACUUUUCAUACAACACAUGCAGCUCAAAGUGCUUUACGAAAUG
Molecule: messenger RNA, 4692 nt
Organism: Notothenia coriiceps (black rockcod)
Lineage: Eukaryota; Metazoa; Chordata; Actinopteri; Perciformes; Nototheniidae
Gene: foxo6b
Product: forkhead box O6 b
Exons: 4
Coding region: 547-2670 (707 amino acids)
Biological process (GO): regulation of transcription by RNA polymerase II
Cellular component (GO): nucleus
Molecular function (GO): DNA-binding transcription factor activity, RNA polymerase II-specific; RNA polymerase II cis-regulatory region sequence-specific DNA binding
Source: RefSeq, a predicted model, not a curated record